Drosophila subpulchrella is the source of this 6709-nucleotide messenger RNA. It is a transcript of the gene bru3, whose product is annotated as CUGBP Elav-like family member 4. Gene Ontology annotation, molecular function: mRNA binding. The record is from RefSeq and is a predicted model, not a curated record. The transcript has 14 exons. Gene Ontology annotation, cellular component: nucleus; cytoplasm; ribonucleoprotein complex. Bases 994 to 2322 code for a protein of 442 amino acids. Gene Ontology annotation, biological process: regulation of alternative mRNA splicing, via spliceosome; mRNA splice site recognition. Lineage: Eukaryota; Metazoa; Arthropoda; Insecta; Diptera; Drosophilidae.
GCCGCUUUGUAAACAUUUAUCGUCGUUCACCCACCGCGUCGUCCUUGUUGUCGCCUCCUCCGUGUUUGUGCUACGAGUUUUCGUCAUCGGCGUCAUCGGUCUCCUCUCGGUCCAGAUCCUGCAUCACUUGUUUUGGCCAAACCCAUAUAUAUACCCGUGUACCCAUACCCAUAUACCCAUAGCAUCUGCCAUCCCGACGUUUCGGGUGUUGAUACAUUUUUGGCCCGUAACUUUGACGAGCGUCAAAGAGAAUUAAAGCCCCUCCGCCAUUACGCCCCUCUGCCCCCCCCAGUGUUUUGUGAUUCCAGUGAAAGUUCUGUGCUCCAAAAAAAAAAUUCGACAACAUCUUGCUGAUGGAAAGCAAAACGUCUGCAAAAAAUAUUAUCAAAAGUAAUAAAUGAAUAACAAAAUACAAAACAAACGCCAUCAAUAUUUCAUGGAAAAAAACAACACAAACAGAAAUAACCAAAAAUAAAAGCUUGCGGCGCGUCGUUCUUUAAAUAUUUUAUAAAUUAAUUCUGCAAACAGCAUAAACGAAAUUACAAAAAAAAAAGAAUACAACAAAAACAUCAGGAAUUAAUGUAGUGCCUAAUGCAAUGUGUAAUAAAACCGAGUAGACCAGGAGGUGCUGCAGAUCAUUAAAUACCCGCAAACACAGUUACAAAGAAAAAUAUGAAAUACAAAUUUAUAUAUAUUAUUGAAUAAAUGAGCAGAGUAAAUAUCGCAUAUGCUACCCGUGAAAGCAAAUUGAAUUAUACAGCAAAUUAAACAACAAAUACUUGCCGUCGUGUUAUUGGAUGUUUGGCUAUUGAAGUGUGUACAACUUAAUUGGGGGUUACAAAGUGGUCUUAGCAACGACUAAAUUCAGAAAAAAUCGAAGUGUGAUAUUGCAGGCGCUGGAAAUAUCAGGAACAAUAAAAACCGUAUAACACGACCCUAUAUAUAAUUUUCGGCACCGGAAACCUAAGAAACAGUACCAGAAAAAAAACGAUCAUGUUGGCCUUUCACAACGAACAUAUUGCCAGUUGCGCUUUUCUGACUUACUUCAGUCCGGAGACCGCCGCCACGCCCGCCACGUCGCCCACUUCGGGGGCACAGGCUUCGCUCCACAAUGACAAGCAGUCCAUAUCAGGGAUGAACCGUGCUUUACAGCUGAAGCCAGCUGAAAAUGAAAGUCGCAGCGAGCAUUUAGAUCGCAAGCUGUUCGUUGGCAUGCUCAGCAAACAACAGACCGAAGACGAUGUUAGACAAAUCUUCCAUCCGUUCGGCACUAUAGAGGAGUGCACCAUUCUUCGCGGCCCGGACGGUGCCAGCAAAGGCUGCGCUUUCGUCAAAUUUGGUUCGCAGCAGGAGGCCCAGUCAGCAAUAACCAACCUACACGGAAGUCAAACUAUGCCGGGAGCAUCCUCCAGCCUGGUCGUCAAAUACGCCGACACGGAGAAGGAGCGGCAAAUACGGCGCAUGCAGCAAAUGGCCGGUCACAUGAACCUCCUCAAUCCGUUCGUCUUUAAUCAGUUCAGUCCGUACGGCGCCUACGCUCAGCUCCCCUCUCCACCGGAAUUGCAGCAGCAGCAGCAGGCCGCCCUGAUGGCAGCCGCUGCCACGGCGCCCGGAUCCGCUGCCUACAUGAACCCCAUGGCGGCCCUGGCAACGCAGAUACCUCACGGCCUCAACGGCACCGGCCAGCCCCCCUCGCUGCCCUCGCCGACCAUGCCCAACUUCAACAUGGGCGCCAACACGCCCAACGGCCAGCCCGGCGGAGCGGCUGCCGCUGCCGCUGCGGCGGCCGCUGCGGACGGCGUCUUCACGAACGGCAUUCCACAAACGGCAUUCCCAGGACAUCCACUGCACUUGACUAUACCGCCACAAGGUUUGCCAAACGGCGAUGCUGCUGCCCUGCAACAUGCCUUCCCUGGUCUGCCACCGUUUCCAGGAGUUGCCUUUCCCGCCGUCUAUGGACAGUUUCCACAAGCUUUACCACCUCCCCUAGCGGCGGUUGCACCCACUCAGCGUGAAGAUUUUCUGAUGUUCCCAGGAUGUUCGAUAUCCGGACCCGAGGGCUGCAAUCUCUUCAUCUACCAUUUGCCCCAAGAGUUUGGCGAUGCCGAGUUAAUGCAAAUGUUCCUGCCCUUUGGCAAUGUGAUCAGCUCCAAGGUCUUCAUCGAUCGUGCUACAAACCAGAGCAAAUGUUUCGGUUUUGUUUCAUUCGAUAAUCCCGCCAGCGCUCAAGCGGCCAUUCAGGCCAUGAAUGGCUUCCAGAUUGGCAUGAAAAGACUGAAAGUUCAAUUGAAGCGGCCAAAGGAUGCCAGUCGACCCUAUUAACAAUCGGAGUUCCUUAAACGCAAUUCACAACAACAACAAAUACAACAACAACUACAACUACAACCAACUGGGGCAACAACAUCAGCAACAGCAGCUUUGCCAACAACUACAGCAUUUUCCGCAGCCACGCCCACAUCGGGCGGACUAAGCUCCGCCUCCGCGACAGCAACAACAACAGCCCACUAUAAUAACCUUAGCAGCAGCUUUAGGCCAACUUUGCCCACUGAGAGCUCCACCCACAAUGCCCACAUGCCCUACACAUUUGCCAGCUGGCGCAGCGGUACCUAUUGCUACCGCAACAACAACAACAAUAAUACUAACGACAACUGCAGCGACAACAACAACAACAACAACAACAGAAACGAUCCAGAGUCUCAGUCCCAAAACGAUCCACAACAACCCAAUACCAAUUGCUCCAAAGUGGAACUGGUCGAGAGACUAUUCAUGUGGCAGCAACAAAAGCGAAAGGCCUAAAUGCAAGAUCAACGGCAACCACAACAGCAACCAGAACAACUGCAGCUACAAUAAGGAGCAACUAUUGAUGGGAUGGUCGUCAGCCAUGCUAUGUGAAAACGAUUAUAGAAACUAAAUACAUGCAAAGAGUAUGUAACAAAAAAAAAAAAUAAAAAAUAGUAAACAAGAAAAAUGUAAAUUAAAAAAAGAAAACACCUUAGAGCUGAAAAAUUGAAUAGAUUUAUAUAUAUAAUAUAUUUAUAUAUAUUUAUCCGAUUAUACAUUCAACUGAAUGCAGUACAGCAGUACAUACAAAAUAAUAAGAGAAAACCAACCACAAACAAAAUUAUAAAAUUGAGAAAAACCGAAAGAAUGACAGAAUUUUUGCCAAAAUAUCGAUUUAAUAAAAGUAUAUAUUUAUAGAAGCAAGGAACAAAAACAUUGAUAUUGAUAGUUUUGUUAACAACUAAAGAACAAGAACAUUGCACACCAGUACACUCCCCACACAGAACACAAAACUUGAGACAAAAACUGACUGGCAAGAGACCAAAAUUAUCUGGGUUUUCAAAUAAAAAAAAAAACAAAACAAAAAAAGAAUAAAAACAAUUAAGGACGAUAAGAGCAGCAACCAUUUUAUAUGAGUAAUUGGUGAUGGGAAUUUAUAAAAAUUAACAAAUCUGCGCAAGGAAAAUUAGUUGAAAAACAAAGCAAACACAAAAGAACAACUAUUAAAACUGAAUUUGUUAAUCUAAUGAUGAACUCGAUCGGAGUUUACAGUUAAUCGAGUAAUUAGAAGGCAGCAGUUAAAGGAAAGGGUUAAAGUAUAGAUGGGACGUAGAGGAAGUUAGGUGAGAAAGAAGACAAAGUAGGUCUGCAACUUUUUAGCAUUUAGUGGUAAGCAAAACGGCAAAGAUUCAACAGAUGCAUAAACAGAUUAUAUGUACACAUGAAAAAUUAACACAAAAAUUCGAAUUUAAUUAAUUUUAAGUAAAACAAAACGGAUAUAGGAAGUUAGAACUAGGCGGGACAGAGCAAGCCACUUAAUAUAUGCGACAUGCUUUGAGGGCUACGUCCAACCCCAAAGGGUUCGACCAGCCUGACCACGAGCAAAAAUAUCAUUUUUUAUAAUACAUAAAUGAGUACUAAUUUUAGAAAUAUUAUAAUAUGGAUUUGUUAGAACUAUUGAAGAGAAUCAAAGUGCGGAAAGCUAAACGAAAAACAUUAAAAAGAUUAACAAAAUACAAUAUCUAAAGCGAUUAUUUAUGUUGGCCCAUAUUCUCGGAGGGAGAAAAUUCUUGUAAUUGUUUUAACUUCUCAACUUGUUUGAUUCGAUACCGUUUGGUUUAUCAUUAUAUUCAAAAAAUCGUAAACGAUUUUAUAGAAUAAUAAACAAAAUUUUGAAUAAAAUCAAACAACAACUUUACACUUAAACUUAGCUGCUUUCAACAAAAACAAUUACAGGUACUUACAGAUAUACAUGCAUAUAUAUAUAUAUAUAUACAUAGAAAUAUAUAAUAAAAUCAAGAAAAAAGCAAAAAGUAAAUAAAAACACAAGGAAAAGGAAAGGAAAUAUAAAUAGGGCUACUGAAAAAAUGGAAAACAUAAAAAACAUUUUGCUAUGGAAGUAUUACUAUAAAAAUAUAUACAAAAUAGAUAUACAGAACAGCAGAAAACUGAAAGUUUUGGCCACUUAUUUUCACAACCAGCUCCGAGAAAGAAACCGAUACAGCUAAAGAAUCAGAUUCCGAUCAAGUUGACCAUAACGCGCCCUAGCCAGACUAAGCAAACUAUUUAACACUAAGCAUAUAUUAAUUAUUAUUGAUUGUUAUUAUAAACAAAAAAUUACCAUUAGAAUUUUUAUCACAGUCAAAAAGGAAGCAAGUAUUUUUUAGCAAAACUAGAGAAUUUAUCACGGCCUAUUAAAUUUAUUCUAACCUUAUGUUUCGUUUUACACACCGACAUAGGACGACACAAUACCCCCGCACACCUACACUGAAAUCUAACUAAAUAUUAUUGUCAAUAAAGAAACGUAAAAAUGAGAUCUUUAUCCGACACUUACUCAACUGUCUGUUGAAUCGAAUCAUUAACAAUUUAGCAGCAAAAUCUGUACAAAAGCAAGAAGAGGAGAAGGACCGAAGAGUCAAAUCUACAGCUAAAUAUGCCAAAAAAUAAGAUUAUGGAUAGUGAAAAGAUAAAAAUGGAGGGUGGAGAAAAAAUUAACAAUUAUUUAGAGUUUGUAUAGUGAAAAUGAUAAGUUUAGAGUCGCCUAGUCUGUGGGUCCUGCAGGGGAAUCUCCGCCUGCUGGACGUAUUUGAUACUAAAGAUAUAAAAUUUAAAUAUUAACAAAUACAAAUAUAAAAAAUAUAAGAAAUAUUUAAAUAUGAAAAUAAAAUUGUUAUCAGAGUUAAAGUUAAUUUUGUUACCAGUGCAAUAAAUACUUUGGUGCAGAUACUUAUGGGUUCCCUCUCAACCAAUAUCAAUUUCAACUUCAGUUCCAGUUUACAUUUACGUUGUGAGUAUUGCCAGUCGGAUCACUGAGACAGUAUUAGAAAUCUGUGGAAAAUAUUAUAUUCAAGGUAAAAUCGAGUUAAUCUGUUUAGUUUUUCCUUUUUUUUUUUGAAUCACAAAAUGUUAGGCCUCGACAGGAGAAAUAUUGUAAAUAUAGAAAAUGAAAACUAAGGCGGAUGAAAGUCCCACACUGAGAAGAAACGAAUGAAAAUGGCAGUUAUUUAACGACACAUGCAUACAAGCAUAAUUAUAUACAUACCUACAAACAUACAAGUACAUAACACAUAUAUGAAAAUUAUCAAACUGAUUUUAGCGCCUAUUCAAAAGUAGUUCAGCCAGAGACACCCAAGAAUUUUGACAGCUUUGAAUUAAAAUGCUAAACUAGAAUUUUACUUCGGAAAAACUCAUCCAGAUACACGAACACACUACAUGUAUUUACGAUCUUGUAUGAAUCGAUCUAGUCAAAUUCAAGUUAAUUAUUGCAUAAUGAAAAUUAAACCUUAAUGAUGAAUAAGAAGUAUAAAAACCAAGUCAAACUAUUGAGAUAAUAAUAAUUUACUAUUAUUAUGUACUAUGAUUAUGAUUAACGAAUUAUAAUUUAUUUAUGUAUUGAAAAUACGAACACAAGUAUUUAAAUUAAUAUAUAAAAAAUUAUUAUUACAAUUAUUAUUAUUAUUAUUAUAUGCUAUUAUACAAACAUUUUUAGAUCAUAUACACUAUACUAUAAAACAUACGGAAUCAAGCAAAAUAAUUCAUUUUGUGCUAAACUGAUUUUGGCAAAAUUAUGCAAAUUAUAUACCAAGAGGAAGGAUACUAAAACCCUAAAUUAUCGUAACUAUUAUUUCUAAAGCAUAACACACAAUAAAACUAAACUAAACCAAGAGAAGCAGAACAAAUAAAAGAGAAAACAAAUUGAAAAACCAAAAUACAAUGCAACCAACUUGUUUUAUUUUCUCAUUAUUUUCCGCGUCUGUGACAUCCGGCUUUUGAAUCGUUUCAAUUGGCAGAUACCAGGACAGACUAGGUCACAUACCCCCGAAACACACUAUCCCAACUCGCAACAGAGGACUGAGAAUUUGGCAUAAUCCCCACCCCGAUUUGAAUAUCGUUUUCCCAUGUUCUCCCUUAAGUAUCGUUUGAUAAAACUAAAAACAAAAAACCAAAACACGAAAAGGGCUGUGACACGAACGUUUAACAAAAAGUGUGAACAAAAUCAAAUUUAUUUAUUGUUUGCGCUUAGUUUGAUUUUAAUGUUAAUUUUAAAGAGCGGUGAUAACAAGAAACCACUAAAGCCAAAUCAAAAUUAACUCGAUAAACGAAUAAAAAUACAAUAUAAACGAACAAUUAAGUCGCUUAAUUCAAAUUCGAAAUGAAAUGUGAUGAAAGCAAAAAAAAAAAAACAUAAACAACUAACAAAAAAACAUGU